This is a messenger RNA of Anneissia japonica, 1893 nucleotides long. RefSeq lists its product as uncharacterized. Gene Ontology annotation, molecular function: growth factor activity. The transcript is spliced from 8 exons. The record is from RefSeq and is a predicted model, not a curated record. Bases 319 to 885 code for a protein of 188 amino acids. Lineage: Eukaryota; Metazoa; Echinodermata; Crinoidea; Comatulida; Comatulidae.
ACCAAGAUGCUACUAGAAGUAUUGUUUGCAUGCAAGUAAACACCCCAUCCAAGUGUUUUACACUCGGACAAUAGAUAUACCUCGAGUGUUUCUCUACACAGAUCGAUUUAAAAGAUAGAACGGGAAAUUCGGCAACGAUAAGGACAUACAGUAUAACCACACACCGGAUUCCCACACACACAACUCCACAUUCAAUUUAGGCCUAUAUUUAUUAAGCGUAACGAAUGCCAGAGUUGAGGUAAACGAAAGUGGAUAUAUGGUAGAGAACGACACCUGGAAAAAUUAACCUCUCUUUUACAACUUCAGCACUCUGGUAAAAUGGAGUUUGAUCUUUGGAUGGAUACCUUGUAUGGUUGGGCACCGUCUACCAUGCAAGCUAAAAACAUUAAGGGUUCGUAUGUGCAUAGCAGCGGAUUCAAGCUACAGUCUGUUGGUGUUAUGGCUACAGAAUUCCACACUGGUAACAUAAUUCAACUCGAAUCUCGAACAACAGGGGGACUUUUAAGAGUGAAUGCCGUAACUGGAAAAAUAGAUUUUAACGGAAUAUAUGGAAAGCAAUCUCAGUUCAUUGUACACAGGUUUGACGACCUUGUAACUCUAAGAUCUGUUGCAAAUUCUCUUCACAUUUUGGUUCUACGGAAUGGGACACUAUAUGCUGAUGGUAAGGGAGAUCCUAAAUGUCGGUUUAAAGUUCACUCGGUGGAUGGUCAUUUCGUCAAAUUUGAAUCGGCGCACAACCCUUACCGUUUCAUAUCAGUCCACAAAAAACACGGCGAUAACCUAGACAUUCAGUCCGUACGAAGUAUGAGAUCGUCGGGCGACGGAACACAAGGACAAUUCAAAGCAGUUCUUGUGGGCCACACCAAUACCACGUAUGCCUCAUGACCACACCCACGACGAUUUUAUUUCUUCUUGUUCAAUAUGGAUUUGCAACAUCGUAUGACGAGAGGUUUUAUAUAAUUUUCAUGAGGUCUGAUCAUUGCAAAUCGUAAUUUAUUCUAUUUAUAUGAUUUUCGUUAGAAUUAUUGGUUUUGUUAAAACAAAACGUAUCGCCGCUCGAAAAAAAAUCACCCGGAUUUGCAGAUUUGCGAAAGGGACCGGGGUGAAAGUGCGGAAUCAGUUUACAUCAUAGCUUACACCCCUAAAUAAAUACAGGUUAUUCUGAAAAUGUGUAAUUUUCGAAAUAUAAAUCAGGGUAUAUUUUCUAUGCCCCAUUGUCUUAGGCCUUGAGUUUGUUAUAGUUAUUAUAUAAAAUGACCGAAAUGGACAGAAUCACUUAAUAAUUGAUGAGUAAAAAGUAAAUAAUGUAUGAAAUAUACUUCAAUUUAGUUAAGAGUGCAUAAGAUAGAUAGGUAUUCUUUUAAACAUUGACAACAGAAUUGGCUUCUUCAUCACAUAAUGCUUUAAACAAAAACAGGAAGGCACACUGAACAAUUUGUUAAUCCCUCUGUAAACUUAAACUCGCUGGCUAUUACGUAUUGUACCGUAUACAAUAUAUUGUGUAUACAGAAUCAUAUUCCAUAAGGGACCGGACGCCAUUUUAACUUGUAUGUAUGGUAACUUUAGCAGUGGAAUUCUAAACUUCAGAAUUUAUUUUUAGAAUACUGUACUGUAUAUAUUUACAUAUUUACUUUUUGAUUAAGUUAAUAAAAUUAGAUUAAAAACAGGUUUGUUUUAUCUUCGAUUCUCGUUUGUUUAAACUUCAAUUUUCUAAUCUUACGUUUCUUUAAUAUAUAGUGUUUAUAUUUAUAAGUUACUCUCUAUUAAUACAAUCUAGUUUUAAUGAAGAAAACGAAUAAAAUCUUUUCUUUCUGUGAAUCUGGUGUCUGUAGAAUAAAAUCUACUUGAAUAAAACCAAUAAUCUCUAUGAAUAAAAUCCGCUUAGGAAUACAA